CCCGCCGGCCGCUGUGCUAUAGUACAGUAGCGUGUUUUUGCGCUAAGCUCAGGAAUAAGAUAGUCCCCGCUCCACCGCUAGCGGGAAAGAAGUUCGAAGAUGAGUAAGGCCCAUCCACCCGAGUUGAAGAAGUACAUGGACAAAAGCCUCUCCUUGCGACUUAAUGGGUCCCGGGUUGUCAGCGGUAUCCUUCGCGGUUUUGAUCCGUUCAUGAACAUCGUGCUAGAAGAAGCCUUUGAGGAAGUCAAAGGGGGCCAACGAACCCCCAUCGGAAUGACAGUGAUCCGUGGAAACUCGAUAGUUCUGCUUGAGACGCAAGAAAGGAUUUGAUAGAUGGUCAACCUUGUAUAUCUUCAUCAGGCAUCACUCGAGGACUGCUCAUUUGUGUGAAUAAAAUCCGCAGAUCACC
Messenger RNA from Galendromus occidentalis (western predatory mite), 409 nucleotides. RefSeq names its product small nuclear ribonucleoprotein G (gene SNRPG). Gene Ontology annotation, cellular component: SMN-Sm protein complex; precatalytic spliceosome; U12-type spliceosomal complex. The transcript is spliced from 2 exons. Lineage: Eukaryota; Metazoa; Arthropoda; Arachnida; Mesostigmata; Phytoseiidae. Gene Ontology annotation, biological process: spliceosomal snRNP assembly; mRNA splicing, via spliceosome. Gene Ontology annotation, molecular function: RNA binding. The coding region runs from base 100 to 330 and encodes 76 amino acids. The record is from RefSeq and is a predicted model, not a curated record.